AUGCUUCCGCAAAAUGUCAAGGAUCUUGAGAAGGAGCAGAAAGCACAGAAGAUCUACCUUUUCGGGUUCGACAUUUCACAUUUGUAGGUUUAUUUUAUGUUUUAAGGUUUGGCAGUUUUUUCAAACAGCUGAAACUUUAAUAUUCUUGGUUUAGGAACUCAACAGUUCAGUUCUUGUUGUUAUGUUUGGCCGUGUUCGUAUGUUAUUGUGGCUAUGGAUACAUGCAAGAGUUUAUCUUCCGAGUAGAAGGUAUGAAACCGUUUGGGUGGUACCUUACAUUGAUCCAGUUUUGUGUAUACUCAGUAUUUGCUAGCGCUGAAGCGAAAAUGACAACGGACGGGAUUAGGAAGUAAGUUUGUUUUAGGUACUUCUUAAAUUUUUAAUUUUGGUUUAACCUUAUUUCAUAUUUCUUACCUAGUUUUAAUGAAAAUGUUCUCUACUUCAAGAUUGAUGUAAAAUUAUUUUUAUUUCAGAAUUCCUAUGAAAACGUACUUCCAAAUAGCAUUUUAUACUGUUGCCACGAUGGGGUUGUCAAAUGCAUCAGUAGGAUACUUAAAUUAUCCUACACAAGUGAUAUUCAAAUGUUGCAAGCUAAUUCCAGUGUUGAUUGGAGGUAAGAAUAACUUCAGUUUGGUAAUAUUACCUAAAAAAUUUAGUUUAUGGUUUAUUAAUUUACUUUUCUUAUGUAAAGAAUGCCUACUUAAAAUUUAUUUUUAGGUAUAUUAAUUCAAGGCAAAAAGUUUGGUGUAUAUGAUGUGUCAGCGGCCGGAUUGAUGAGUUUAGGUUUGAUCUUCUUCACCUUGGCUGAUAACAGUGUGUCGCCUAACUUCGACCCUCGAGGCUACGUUAUGAUAUCUUUAGCAUUAGUGGCAGAUGCUAUAAUUGGAAAUGUACAAGAAAAAGCGAUUAAGGCACAUCAGGCAGCAAACUGCGAAGUCGUACUUUAUUCGUACACAAUUGGGUCGGUGUACAUUCUUAUAGGCACUGUCUUGAGCACAGAGUUCUUUAGUGCGUUUGUAUACUUUGCCGAAGUAAGUUUAAUGACAAUUUAUAUUUCAAACAUUUUAAAACGGUUUCAAUUUUGUUUUUUAAAUGUUAUAUUAAUAUAUUAACGACACUUCUUUUACUUUAUAACUUGAAAGUGCUUUGUUUAGAACCCAGCAAUGUACGGAAACGCCAUUAUAUUCAGUAUAUUGGGAUACUUUGGCAUUAAUGUCGUAUUAACUUUAGUCAGAACAUACGGAGCUUUAAUAGCAGUUACAGUAACAACUAUGCGGAAAGCAGUGACGAUCGUAUUGUCGUUUAUAUUCUUUACCAAACCUUUCACGCUGAACUACUUGUGGUCAGCAGCACUAGUCUUGAUAGCUAUAUACCUCAAUAUCUAUUCUAAAAACAAGAAUAAGAUGGACGCUUUAUAUCAGAAGUGGUUAUACCAAAGGAAACCACUCAAGAGUCAGAUGGACAACGUGUAG
Molecule: messenger RNA, 1472 nt
Organism: Bursaphelenchus okinawaensis
Lineage: Eukaryota; Metazoa; Nematoda; Chromadorea; Rhabditida; Aphelenchoididae
Source: the annotation of a GenBank genome assembly